AAAGGUAGCGCUCGCGAAACGGGAAUUUCGGUGAUAUAGGUGCGGUUUGAUUGACUGUGUUUUGCGCAUCGGGGCUCAUCGGAAUUGCAUCUUUGCUGCAGUGUCUGCACUGUACACUCACCUUUCUAACUAGCUCUUCUGUCGCUGCUCUCGUCGCGCGCUUGAUGCGGUUUUUGCAAGGCUCGUUCAGGAAGAGCGUCCGUCAGAACCCUCACUACUGUUGUGGUGCUGCGUACGUGUGUUGAGCAAUCUCGAGGAAAGGGCACUUCUGUCGAGAUCUCCUUUCUGACGAAGGAUUAUAAAUUUGAGCUACUACGUAUCGGCGACUACUGAGCUAUUUUUGUGCCUAUGGCCACGUGGCCAACAUGAGUACAGAGCACACUUCACAUGAUUAAGUGGAUGUAUUCAGAAAUCGCGUAUGUAUGGUGGUAGUGGAUGGAAGGUAGCUUUUGCUUUUAGUUAUGGUACCAGUAAUGAAGCAGGUAGGGGCACCUGAAGUGAAUGUGACGAAGUCAAGGAGCUGAAUAACAGAUAUUUUAUUAUCAGGGACCUCAGUGUAUGAAUUAAGCAAGCAAAAGGUCUGUCACGAUGGUGCUUAGUGGGCUUAUAAUCGGAUGGUUGGUGGGAGUGGUAAUUAUUGCCAGGUGGAGGUAUAUGAUGGACAAACGAAACAAGAAGAGAAUUCAGAAGGCUACUGGCAUAGAGCUUUUGAACGUCAUAGACGAAAUGGACCUCAAAAAGCUUUGUGAACAAAGCUUACCAAAUCAUAUUUCGUUCUUAACCUUUGAAAAGGUGGAAUGGUUGAACAAAACGCUGGAUAAGUUCUGGCCGUCUAUAGUAGAGGCCACUGAAAAGGAGGUGAAGAUGAGGCUCGGACCAAUGUUAGUGGCGUAUAAGCCUGUUGAGAUUUCAUCGCUCACGCUGGACAAGUUUCACCUAGGAAAAACGCCCCCCAAAAUUGAUGGGGUAAGAAUACAGAGGUUUCGUGAAGGUCAAGUGCACAUGGAUAUGGAGUUCAAGUGGGGUGGCAGUGGUGAAAUUGUACUCAACAUAGGUUUUAUGAGAACCAAACUGCCUGUUCAGUUGAAAAAUCUUUCCUUCUUCGCAACAAUUCGUGUUAUCUUCCAACUUUCAGAAGUGAUUCCGUGUAUCUCCGCCCUUGUUGUCGCUCUUCUGCCUAAGCCAAAAUUUCAAAUUGGUUACAAACUGAAUGUUAUCGGAGGAAACAAUGCUAACCUCCCUGGCCUGGGUGACAUGAUUGAGGAUUUGGUGAACAGUACUGUUGCGGAUCAAGUGGAGUGGCCACACAGAAUCGUAGUUCCUGUUGGCGAUACACCUGCAGACAUCAUGAGUGACUUAGGUUUAAAGCUCCAAGGCCAGUUGAAAGUUAAAGUAUUUAAGGCUGAAAAACUGAAAAACAAGGAGACUGUUGGAAGAUCAGAUCCUUACGUUUUACUGUUUGUACGAGUGCUUUUCAAGAAAAAAACUAAAGUCAUUCACAGCAAUCUGAAUCCGGAAUGGAUGGAGAGUUUUUUGUUUAAUGUCGAGGACACUGAAACUCAGACUCUCAUACUGCAGGUCAUGGACGAGGACAUUGGAGCAGAUAAGGAACUUGGCAUAGCUUCAGUGCCGCUACAUGAUUUGAAACCAGACACUGAAAUUGAGAUUACUCAAAAGCUGCUCAAAUCUUUGGACACUGCGAAGGUUAAGGACAAAAGUGAUCGUGGUUCCAUCACAAUUAGUCUCAAAUACCACCCUUACACCAAAGAGGAGCAGGUGGCUGCUAUGCUAGCCGAGCAGAACGAGCUCAAAGCAAGAGAACAAAUGAACAAUGGUGUAAUUGGAGGCGCUAUGGAUGCCGUGGGAGGAGGUGUGAAGAUGGUGGGCUCAGGAAUUUCCGCUGUUGGUUCUGGUGGAUCAAAGCUUGUGGGUACUGGUGUUGGAGCUGUAGGGUCGAGUGUGGGUAUUGUAGGUUCGGGGGUUGUCAAGGCUAGCAGGUUGGUAAGCAGUGGCGUGAAAAGGCUGUCAAGUAGCAACAGACUUGUUAGUACAACUUCAACUCCAGUCAAUGGAAGCCCAAUGCAUGAAGUGAAUGGCAUUUCGAAAUUGAAAGAGGUUUAAACUGUUGCUCUUAUGAGUUGACACAGCACAUGUGGAGUAAAUGGCCUACUCCAAGUGCCAGAAAAGUUCAAAAGCAAGUUGUGGCUGAGCCAAUUUGGAGCAUGACAUUGAUAUCAUUUUCAGCUUCAGGCAAUGUGAAGAAUGCAGGCGACUUCGAAUUCAGGAAGCUCUAAGCUUCUUUGAAGAUCAGCGUUCAACUUCAUCUUUGAACCUUCAGCUCUACCAGAGGCUCUGUGGAUUUCUUAAUCGAGUGUGCUCUUGGUGUUGUGUGAUUUUUGCUUUGUUGAAAGCUAACCAUCUUUCUCUUUAUUUUUCUUAGGGCUGAGCAUAGUGCCAUCAUAGGUUUUGUAGGACAGAUAUACUCGCCAAGGCAGCCUAGAAAUGCAAUCCAAAAUGUCAAGUAGGCUAAAUCUAGGUUGCUUUGGUCAACACGACUGUGAUUAAUCUGUUUCAGACACAUUCUGUCUGAAGGGUUAUAAUCACACGCUGUCUUUAGAGGCAGAUUCCUUUCUUAGAUUCUAAUGAGAAAGUUCAACGUGCCUAAGCACUUUCGGAGCAUAUACAUAUAUAUAGCCCCGUGCUUUGAGUUUUCUUUUAGCGUAUGUCUAAAUUAGAAUGUACACCAUUAGUGUCUGCUCGGUCUGAGAGUAAAGCUUAUUGAAACUUUCACCACAUUAGUAAUGCUUCUGCAAAUGCUAAAUCCACGCAAGUCAAUUUGCUGCUACCCAUGUGGUGCUUAUUGUAACUUUCAUGUAAAUUGAAGCCGUCGAUACUAUUUCUUCCUCU
Molecule: messenger RNA, 2907 nt
Organism: Physcomitrium patens
Lineage: Eukaryota; Viridiplantae; Streptophyta; Bryopsida; Funariales; Funariaceae
Product: calcium-dependent lipid-binding protein
Cellular component (GO): endoplasmic reticulum
Molecular function (GO): lipid binding
Source: RefSeq, a predicted model, not a curated record